AUGGAUAGCCUUUCUCCUGAUCGUCCAAUAAACUCGAUUCCAUAUCCUCGAACGCGUUUAUUAACUGAAGAUCAAUUAUUUGAUUCAUCUUCUUGUUUACCAUCUAUUCCACUUUUAAGAGAACAUUUGCAAGAAGAAGGUCAUCUUGACGAAAAAUGUGCCUUACGUCUUAUUGAACUUGCGCAACAAAUAUUCCAAGGUGAACCUAAUAUGUUACGUAUUAAACAACCCGUAACGAUUGUCGCUGAUAUUCACGGACAAUUUUAUGAUCUUUUAACAAUAUUAGCAGCUGGUGGUAAUCCAGCUGAAACACGUUACUUAUUCUUAGGUGAUUAUGUUGAUCGAGGACUAUUUGCAUGUGAAUGUGUAUUUUUAUUGUUUGCACUCAAAAUUAAUUAUCCACAAAACUUUAAUUUACUUCGAGGAAAUCAUGAAACUCGUCAAAUGACAAAAGCCUUUCAAUUUAAGAUGGAAUGUGAGAAAAAAUAUGGUUCACGGACAUUGUACAAGGCUUUUAUGCAAGCUUUCGAUACAUUACCAGUAUGUGCACUGAUUGAUUCAAAUUUUCUAUGUAUGCAUGGCGGUUUAUCACCUGAUAUUCGUACUUUAUCGGAUAUUGAAAAUCUUGAUCGUUUUAUUGAAACUCCUCAUUCAGGUCCAUUAUGUGAUUUACUUUGGUCUGAUCCAAGUGAAAAUUUUGAUGAUGAUAAUAAUCAACAAUCUGAGUUCAAACCAAAUACCACUCGUCACUGUGCAUAUUUUUUUUCCUAUAAUACUUGUAAAGAUUUUUUACGGCGAAAUAAUCUUUUAUCGAUUAUACGUGGACAUGAAGUACAAAAAAAUGGUAUACGAUUUUUCCGCAAAUCAUCUCGUACUAAUUUUCCUGUACUUAUUUCACUAUUUUCGGCACCAAAUUAUUGUGAUACAUAUAAUAAUAUUGCAGCUAUACUUAAAGUUGGUGAUAGUCAACAAUUAUCUGUUGUCAAUAUCGAAGCACAUGCUCAUCCAUUUGUCUUGCAGCAUUUUGAAAAUGGAUUUCAAUUUGGUGAACGAUUCAUUCUUUAUUAUGCUACUAAUCUUCUUCUGUCUAUUUUUAAUAUGUAUUCACCUGAAGAAUUAGCUGCUGAAGAUGGUCGAAAAGAUAAAACAGGUGUGGAAUUAUUGAAAAAAAAACGAUUAAUUGAAACAAUGGAUGAAGCUUAUGCUGAAUUGAAAAAAAUAAAUAAGAUAACACUUAAUUUACGUGGUCUUACACCAUCUUAUAAUGCUUGUAAGGAAUUAUUGGCUAAACCAGAAAUUCAAACAUUAAUCAAUGAAGCUGAACAAGGACGAAUUAAGAAUUACGAUCAAGCUAUUAAAUUAGAUCAAAUAUUUGAACGACGACCAAGUACCUGA
Rotaria sordida is the source of this 1395-nucleotide messenger RNA. Lineage: Eukaryota; Metazoa; Rotifera; Eurotatoria; Philodinida; Philodinidae. The record is from the annotation of a GenBank genome assembly.